Rhipicephalus microplus (southern cattle tick) is the source of this 724-nucleotide messenger RNA. Its product is annotated as COMM domain-containing protein 5. Gene Ontology annotation, cellular component: nucleus. NCBI's taxonomy places the organism in Eukaryota, Metazoa, Arthropoda, Arachnida, Ixodida, Ixodidae. The record is from RefSeq and is a predicted model, not a curated record.
CAGGUGUUUAAAAAUGGCGGCGGGAGUGGGCAUUGCGACAGAUAGAGUGCUGUUUUUAGGGCCUACGAUUCCCAAGGAAGUAAAAUGUCUGAAAAAGUUGCUGCCAAGCAUGGAGAAACAGCUUUACCGCGGCCUUCUGAAAGUUGCUGUCGCCGACUUCGAAGGCAGAGAAGUAAACCCGAGUGUUUACGAUGAAUUGCGAUCCCGUUCGGCUGACCCAGACACGUUGGAUGAGGUCUACAGUGCGCUGCACACACUGCUUCGGGCUGCUUUGAAGCUACCGUCUUCAGUAUUGAAGCAGGAGGCUUUUAGAGAAGACCUUGACGCACUGCGUAUCCCACCAGAAUUUGCAGGAGACUUGGUCAGUGUGGUCUUUGGGUCCAGAAGGGACAACAUUGACCAGCACAGUCUUGAACAAGGCCCUAAAUACCCGACACUUGCGAGCCUGAAAUGGAGAGUUGACGUUACCAUAUCAACAAAUGACCUGAGCAGGGUUCUCGAACCUGCCAUACAGAUGGAGAUGGAGACGUCUGACGGUGAAGUUCACACUUUCGAAGUUCAGAGAGCAGAGUUUCACAAGCUACGUCAUGCUGUUGCCACAGCAUUGAAAGAAAUGGAAGAGCUUGAAAAGAAGGUCGAAAAAAUGCCACUGCAUUUGCAGCAGUGAAAACUACAUUGUGGAGUAGAACUAAUAUUAUAAUAAAAGAUGUUUGUAAGAUGUCUA